Styela clava is the source of this 1812-nucleotide messenger RNA. RefSeq lists its product as uncharacterized. Lineage: Eukaryota; Metazoa; Chordata; Ascidiacea; Stolidobranchia; Styelidae. The record is from RefSeq and is a predicted model, not a curated record.
UUUAGAUAAUAUUCUUCCAAUAGAAUAGUUUAACAGAAAGACCUUCAUUAUGAAUUUGCAUAUCAUUAUUUCGGGGAUAUUUGUACUUAGUUUCUUCUUGGAAACAGGUUCACUCCGCUGUUUCAACUGCUUAUCAUAUACAUACGAUCCCACAGAUGGAUGUCACGGCGAUGACUUUUCUGAUGAUUAUUUAAUUGAAUGUGCAGCUGAAGAUCAGUACUGUCUGGUUACAAAGAUUGGAAAAGCUCAUGGCUUCGAGUACAAUAGAACAUGCAGCCCGGUAGCUGUUGAUAUUGGAUGCGAAGAACAUGACCGAAAUGAUAAUGAAUAUAUUGAUUUUAUUACUUUUCUUCUUGAAAACCUUUCUGCUACAAAGUGUGUUUACACAUGCGAUACAGAUGAUUGUAAUACAUUGAGCAUCUUUCCUGGCGAAGAUGGAUACACUCCCCCAGCAACGACUCCCUUGGAAACUACUGCAAAGCCAAGUGGCGCAACUCAAACUCUCCCGGCCACUAACCCCCUGAAAGUUACGACGACACCAAGUGGUGCAACACAAACUCUCUCGGCGACGACUCCCCUGGAAGCUAUCGCAAAGCCAAUUGGCGCAACACAAACUCUCCCAGCCACGACUCCCUUGGAAGCUACUGCAAAGCCAAGUGGCGCAACAAAAACUCUCACAGCCACUACUCCCCUGGAGUUUACUGCAAAGCCAAAUGGCGCGACUCAAACUGUCCCUGUCACUACUCCCCUGGAAGCUACUGAAAAGCCAAGUGUCGCAACUCAAACUCUCCCUGGCACUACUCCCCUGGAAUCUACUGCAAAGCCAAGUGUCGCAACUCAAACUCUCCCAGCCACUACUCCCCUGGAAUUUACUGCAAAGCCAAGUGGCGCGACUCAAACUGUCCCUGUCACUAUUCCCCUGGAAGCUACUGAAAAGCCAAGUGGCGCAACUCAAACUCUCCCUGGCACUACUCCCCUGGAAUCUACUGCAAAGCCAAGUGUCGCAACUCGAACUCCCCCAGCCUCUACCCCCCUGAAAUCUACGACGACAGCAAGUGAUGCAACACAAACUCAGUUCAAUACCUAUGUCAUUCUGGAUCUCCUGUUCUUAACGUUGAUUGUCCUGUUUUAAAUUGAAGAUAUAUCAAUCUAAACAAAGGUUCUCGAACUUGCGGCCCGGGGGCCAAUUGCGGCCCGCAGUACAAUAGUUUUGACGCCUGCCUUAGUAUGAAAAUUUAAUGUCAGUGUGGCCCGCAAGUAACUUAGCUCAGUCCGCAUCAUUAAAACAUUUAAUAUGAGUUUUCGGUUAAGUUAAGUUUUAGACGUCACAAUCACAAACGUUUAGAUUUAUAUUGAUAAAUUAUAACCAUGUUUUCCGUGUAGUAAGACAUCACUGUUCAUCGCCAAAAUGCUUGCUUGAACAAAAAUAAAAUAGAAAAUAUUUGAAUUGUUCAAACUAAGCUUUCAUUGUGGAAAACCGGAUGCGGCUCGGACCCAACCAGACUCUGCUCUCAGUGGCGCCUGGGUAAAUUGUGUUUGAGACCCCUGAUCUAACCUAACUCAGUCAGGACUUAAGUUAAAUUCAAAAUCUUUAAAUUGAACAUUAUUCAUGUUGUCCAUCUUCUUUCUGUUCUUUGCCUAGAGUAUCCUGUUUUGAAUUAAAGACAAUUUAUCUUUUUUUCUCCAUCAUAAUUUUAGACCCAUAAUUAAUAAUUUUUAAUUUGAGUAUUAUUUAUCUUGUGCAUUUAUAUGAAGCGCAUAAGUCCCUGUUUUUUUUUUUUUCUAUAUGAAGUCAAAAAAUUAUAGUUGAAG